This is a messenger RNA of Aspergillus campestris IBT 28561, 1677 nucleotides long. Its product is annotated as putative amidase. The record is from RefSeq and is a predicted model, not a curated record. The transcript has a single exon. NCBI's taxonomy places the organism in Eukaryota, Fungi, Ascomycota, Eurotiomycetes, Eurotiales, Aspergillaceae. Bases 1 to 1677 code for a protein of 558 amino acids. Gene Ontology annotation, molecular function: catalytic activity.
AUGUCGACAGUAGCGCUGCCCUCCAACUACCAGUCGGACAUUACUCCCGAAUACCUGCACCAACUCGCCGCUCGCUGGGGUAUCACGAUCCAACCCGGCGACGAGGAAGACAGCUACCUUCUCCUCCUUCAGUCCGCAGAAGCCGUCCACCGACAGAUCGCCAACUCGCCAGACUACCUCCACCCAGCUCUAUCCCCAACCCCCUCGGUCUCGCCCCGCACAUUCUGGAAGCCCUCAACAAAAGCCAACCCACUCAACGCCUGGAGCCACCGCUGCGACAUCCGCGCCUCUCACCCAACCUCGACCCUCCUCCGUGGCCGCAAAGUCGCCAUGAAAGACCACAUCAGCAUCGCGGGGCUCCCCACAACAGCCGGCCUGCCCGCCUCCUUCUUUGCCCAUCCCAAUGGAUACCCCAUCUCCCCCAUCGACGCUCCUGUCGUCCGCCGCGUUCUCGAAGCCAGCGGCUCCAUCGCCGGCACAGCAACCUGCGAGAUGUACUCCGCCUCCCCGCUCUCCUUCUCCGCCGCCACCGGACCCGUCCACAACCCCUGGGCCCACGGCUUCUCCGCCGGCGGCAGCAGCAGCGGCUGCGGCAGCCUAAUGGGCUUGAACGCCGUCCCUGUCACCCCAUCAUCCCCCUCCAACGGCGACCGCGCCGACCUCGCCAUCGGCGGCGACCAAGGCGGCUCGAUCCGCAUCCCAGCCUCCUACAACGGCAUCUACGGGCUAAAGCCCACCCACGGCCUAAUCCCCUACACAGGAGCGCUGUCAUUAUCCCCCAUGAUCGACCACCUCGGUCCAAUGGCCUCCUCGCUCCCCGACAUUGCAGUCCUGCUCCAAGUCCUCGCCGGCUACGACGGCAUCGACGCGCGCAUGACGCCCGAAACGCCCCUCCGCCACGCCGUCAAGGACUACCCAGCUUUACUCGCGCAGCCGUCGCAGCCGCAGCGCCCCCUCCGCAUAGCCCUCAUCCGCGAAUCCUUCGAAGUUCCCGGCCUCAGUCCCCAAGUGCGCGACACAGUCCGCAACGCCGCGCACGCGUUCUUCCCCGCUCACGGCGAAGCCGUCAUCUCAGAGAUUGAUAUCCCCAUGCACGCUGAAGGCCCCGCCAUCUGGACGGCCGCGACACGGACCUCAAUGGGCGAGUACGCGUGCGCGCAAAGCACACCGGGAUACCUGAGCUACGGGAUGCCGCAGCUGGGGACGCUGAAGUGGCCGCUUGACAGCGAGAUGUACGCCGCCGCGACAGCAAAGAACCCCAGCGUAGCGAAUUUGGUGUUCUGCGGGGCGUAUCUGAGCGAGACGUUCCCUGGGGUGGUGGGUAAGGCGCAUCGGAAGGUGUUUGAGUUGCGGGCUGCUUAUGAUAGGGCGCUGGAGGAGUACGAUGUGUUGGUUACGCCGACGGCGCCGACGGUUGCGAUGCGCAAUUUGGAACCUGGGGGGAAUGGUAGGGUUAUGGAGAGGGUGAGGGCUGCUGUGGGGGUUGUUGCUAAUACGUGUCCGUUUAAUGCGUCGGGACAUCCGGCGUUGAGUGUGCCGUGUGGGUUUGGGGUCGGGGACGGGGGUGAAAGACUGCCUGUUGGGAUGCAGAUUGUGGGGAGGAGGUGGGAGGAUGAGAUUGUUUUGAGGGCAGCGGCGGGUUUUGAGAGGGGGAUGGUGCUUGGGAGUCGGUUGUAG